CUAUGUGUGCCAGUUUUUUUUCUGACUUUAUAAUUCCUGGAUUAUACUUAUUUUAGAUGUCCCAUGACCAUAACACCGGAUACCUGAUUUGUCAUCUGGCUUUGUUUCCACUUAACAUCUUCGUGUGAUGGUGACGUCAUGGCGUCCAUAUAUGAGGGGGAAAUUCCGCAGCCUCUUCAGAAUAUAGGUUGUCAGGAUUUACUUAUGACGGAAAACACAUACAGUGGAUGGCUUCGGAAACGUCAUUUUGUAAACAAAUAUUCAAUAUUCAAUUGGCCUCAGGUCUACGUUAUUCUCAGCAAAGGUUGUAUAUAUUAUUUCAAAAACGAGUAUAGCAAAACGGCACUUGGCAAGUUCUCUUUCUACGGAUAUAACAGCGUCAUGCGUUCGAAAGCUGUAGCCCCGAAGCUUGGACCAUGGGCAUUUCAGGUAGUUCAUACUCACAAAGAAUUUAAAACAUACUACUUCGCUGCACCAUCAGAGAGAGAAAUGAAGGAAUGGAUGAAACAUGUUAAAGGAACCUUGGUGGACGCCAAUGGCAAAUCUGCAGAAUAUUAUACUUAUCGACGAGCAGCCAAAGAAAGUAAAGAUAAACUUCUUGAUGAUGAAUCUACAACAUACAAUGAAAUUGAAACCAACAUAUAUGGGGACACGCCUUCAUUUACUGUUGACAAGGACUACAAGAAAAAAUAUAGAAUUAAAAUGAACGAUGAAGCAUCUGACGAAGAAGAUGAGGAACAACCUAGUCGUCCCCCCGAUCUACCGCCACCACGAAAUGACCGACCACCCCAGCCACUGCCAGACCAAUCUCCGACCACUGUCUCUAGGUCGGCAAUAGGGUCACAGCUCCCAAACAUACCAGGGUCUUCUACCAACACAUCCACCAGGGGUCCUCUUCCUGCGACACCCGAAGGCCCACCGACAAUUCCUCCACGAAAGGACAACAAUGAAACAAGAGGUGCCAAAGCCAAAAACAGAGGCUCAAAGGAAAGUAAAGAUACACAUACACAAAAUAGUCGGAAUGGACAUGAGCAUGGCGUGUAUGAAAAAGCUAAAGAAGUGGAGCCAGACCCAGAACCGGAACAAGCCCAAGAAGAUGAAGGUUCAUAUUGGGAUGAUAUUCACUACACUGACUCAAACUGGGAGAAAGCUAGCGAAAUAAUUAAAAACCUUGAAACAGAUGGUACAUUCCUCGUCCGUGAUGGCACAAAAGGCAAGGUUUUACUUGUCUACGCCGAUAAAGGACUUAAGAAAUACCAAAUUCAACAGGACAAAAAUGAUCAUAAAUUUUUCCUGAAAAAAGAUGGCCCUCAUGCUGAUACGUUAGAGGAACUAAUGUACGAAUACCACAUGAUAAAAAUACCAAACUGUGAGAUAAAACUUAUUCAACCUUAUCUACAUCAUCCUUCGUACAAGAACCUCAAGUGAACGAAAUCAAGAACUGCUGCCGUACGCUGGCACGGAUUCAACCAAAGUGCCAAGUGUGUUCAUUGCGUAUGACACAACAGCCUCCCGUGAUAUUAAUGUUGAAUGGAGGACUUGCACAUCCUCUUUUGCAUUAAUGUUCAGUCAAGGACCUGACAGUUGCAGGGGAAAGAUC
Ylistrum balloti is the source of this 1600-nucleotide messenger RNA. RefSeq names its product SH3 domain-binding protein 2-like. The record is from RefSeq and is a predicted model, not a curated record. Lineage: Eukaryota; Metazoa; Mollusca; Bivalvia; Pectinida; Pectinidae. Gene Ontology annotation, biological process: signal transduction. The transcript is spliced from 15 exons. Gene Ontology annotation, molecular function: SH3 domain binding. Bases 139 to 1428 code for a protein of 429 amino acids.